Phymastichus coffea is the source of this 7763-nucleotide messenger RNA. It is a transcript of the gene Isha, whose product is annotated as SR-related and CTD-associated factor 4. The coding region runs from base 281 to 5323 and encodes 1680 amino acids. Gene Ontology annotation, molecular function: RNA binding. NCBI's taxonomy places the organism in Eukaryota, Metazoa, Arthropoda, Insecta, Hymenoptera, Eulophidae. The transcript is spliced from 18 exons. The record is from RefSeq and is a predicted model, not a curated record. Gene Ontology annotation, cellular component: nucleus.
UGCUCCAUCGCAGCAGAUCGCGUGUGCUGUGAAAUCAAUCGUCCGACUACAUCUAUUUUCUUCAGUUGGUUCUUCAUCACAACGCCAAAAUAAUAGGCAUCCGCUUCAAGUUCUCUGUGAAAAGCUAGUCCUCGCGAUGAUGAGUUACCUCGGCGAGGAAACGAUUUAUUAACAAAAAUAAAAACACAAGUGGUGUAUGCCUCAUCUCUGUACGUGUAAGUGUGUUGUGUGAGUUGUGUCGUCGACGUCCUGAUGCCCGUCGUAGCCGCUGCCAUUCACCAUGGAUGCCGUCAAAGCCUUCAACUCCGAGCUAUCGAGCCUCUACGAUGUCAAACCGCCAAUCUCAAAGGCCAAGAUGAACUCCCUUACUCGGGGCGCCAUCAAGGCCAUCAAAUUCUACAAACACGUUGUGCAGAGUGUGGAAAAAUUCAUUCAAAAAUGCAAGCCAGAGUACAAAGUUCCAGGUUUGUACGUCAUAGACUCAAUUGUGAGACAGUCAAGGCAUCAAUUUGGUACAGAGAAAGAUGUAUUUGCUCCAAGAUUUGCCAAAAACAUGCAAACCACAUUCUUAAACUUGCUGAAAUGUCCACCUGAAGACAAAAGCAAAGUCAUACGAGUGCUUAAUCUCUGGCAAAAAAAUGCCGUUUUUCCUCCUGAGGUUAUCCAACCUCUGUUCGAUUUAGUUGAUCCUAAUCAUCCUAUACAUAAAGAACAGACAAAUGGAGUUUUAAAUUCAGGUAAUAAUAUAAGUGCAGCCAAGGCUUCACCACCAACUGCCAAAAGUACACCAAAGGACCAAAAGCUGUUCACUACAGCUAAACCCAUUGACCCAGCAUGGCUUGCACAAACCAAGAUGGAAACUGCUAAUAUAGUCAAUGCCAACAAAUUACUGUUUCUCGAUCGAUUGCAGCAUUUACAGCAGUUACUGCUAAAAAAACAGGAAGCUGCAAAUGAAGCAUCACAAAGUUCGGUUAAGUUUGAUAAGAAACUUCUUGAUUUUGAUUAUGGCGAGGAGGAAGAUGAUGAUGUUCAGGUUGCCACUUCACCAAAGAUGAGUCAAGCAGCCAUAUCACAGCACAAUGCCAAUGCCAUAGCCACUGCAACCAAUAAUCUUGAGAGCCUUGGUCUUUUACUUGCUAAUCCUGAGGUACUCCAAGUCUUGAGGCAGUUGCAAACACUUCAACAAACAAUGCAACAGAAUAGCACAAACACAGCUCAGCACGAAAUGGAAGAAAAGAUGCGCAAAAUGCAGCAGAUGAAACAACAGGAAGAAGAAUUUGAUAAACAUUUAGCUCAAACUGUACAAAAUCUACCAUUCGCCGCAGAAUGUGAAUUAAAGCCAAGCGACAUCAUGAAAACGGCACCACCACCUCCUCCACCUCCACCACCGAUACCUGUUGGUUUUGCUCCAGUGGUAAUGAACCCAGCGUUAUUACAAAUGCAUCCUGAUAUGAGUCAGCCACCACCUGGUUACCAUCCACCGGCAAUGCCAUUUGUCUCGCAGCCACCACCGUUAAUGAGGCAACCAUCUAUUGCCCCUAUGAACGUGCCACCUCAACAGAGCCCACACCCCGAAGAAAAUAACGUGAAUCGAAGAGAAAGCAGUGUAGAAAUCGUAAACUGUGAACAAUCGCGUUCGCAAAGUAGAUCACCUGAUAGAUUUAGACGGCGUAGCAGAUCAAGAUCGCCACGGAUACGAGGCAGGGAACGUGAAAGAAAGUCAAGGUCCAGAACAAGAUCAAGAUCUAGGUCUAGACGUCGCAGAUCACGUUCAAGAGAGAGGAUGAAUGAAAGGCAGAAACGAGACGAUAGCAGAGACAGAUUUAGAAACGAAGAAGAUAGGGAAAAAGAACGUGAAAGACGUAAACGCGGUCUUCCACCAUUAGUCAAAGAGAAAAUGAGCGUGUGCAGCACAACGUUAUGGGUAGGCCAUCUAUCGAAGUUAGUUCACCAAGAAGAAUUAUCGGAUACAUUUGGAGAAUUGGGUGAUAUUGUGAGCAUCGAUCUAAUUUCACCACGCGGCUGCGCCUUUAUUUGCAUGAACAGGCGUCAAGAUGCUUACAGAGCUCUGACCAAAUUAAAAAAUCACAAGUUGCAAGGAAAAGCAAUAACUUUGGCAUGGGCACCCGGAAAAGGUGUGAAAGGCAAAGAAUGGAAAGACUAUUGGGAAGUCGAACUAGGUGUUAGUUACAUCCCUUGGAGUAAGCUAAACAAUGUUACAGACCAAGAUCUUGAUUUACUUGAGGAAGGUGGAAUGAUUGACGAGGAAUCAAUGCCACCAAAACUCAAAGGACGAAGGAAAAACACUUCGCCCUCAAUGUCAGAUUCAACGCAGUCGACUCUCAUUCAAGGUUCGUCGAUACCUACGGUGACGGAUGGUGUCGUACAAUCGUCACCAGUGAGUAGUACUCCAAUUGUUGACACCAGUCAACCACCACCGCUCAGACCACAAGCUCCACCACCACUCUUACCCCCGCCUAAUCAACUCCAAAUGAUGCCGCCUGGAUUUAGCAUGCCACCAGGAAUGCUUGGUCCAAUGGGUCUUCAAAUGCCAGGUCUGAUGCCAAAUGUGCCUAUCGGUGUACCUCCGCCAAAUAUGCAAGGCUUGAUGCCGCCAGGUAUGAUGCAGCAACUCAUGCAAUCAGGAGUCAAUCCUCCAUUUGGUGCUGGUGUUGGCGUUGGGUUACUCACGCAGAUUCCUAUGCCUGCACCUGCUGCUCCUUCUGAUAAACCCAAUGCUACUGGUAUGCCACACAAUGUACCACCAUUGGGCGUCCCACCACCAACAUCCGAACCCGGAAUGCCAAAUCUGCCAAUGAUGCGUCAGCCUUUCGGGGUACCUCCGAUGCCAAUGCCACCACAACAACCACCUCUUCCUCAACAACAGCAUCCAGAUGACAUGGACGUAGAGAUGGAAGACGUGAUGUCAAUGCCAAUGAAAGACCACGGUAGCAGUAACAAUAAUAACAAACCCAGUCUUAGUGAUCAGUUGCUUGCUGCGAUGAAAGACACUAGAAAUGACAACGAUCGAGACUUCAGAGAUCGUGAGAGAGAUCGAGAUAGGAGAGAGAGAGACCGCGAUAGGAAUGACAGAAGUGACAGCAAUGAUAGAGGACGAGAUCGUGGACGUGGAAGAGAUCGAGGUGGUCGUGACCGCGGUAGAAGAGACAGCAGAGAUAACAGAGAUAGGGAUGAUCGACGGGGUGACCGCGAUCGCGAUAUGGAUAGAAUUGGCCACAGAAGUCCGAUCCGCCAAGACGAACAAAAGAAAGACAGUGGACCGAAGCAAAGUCUCGCAGAUCGCUUACGUCAACUCGCCGAUGGCACAUUACCUUUGAUGGAUGAGCGCAUUGACAGAGAUAUGCGUGGUAGUGGUGGUCCAGGACCCGGAGCAGGACCAAGUAAUAGAAGUGAUCGUAGUGUAGACCGUGAAAGAAAUUUCUCAGAUGAAUCGAGACAACCGCCACCGCCGCCGCCGCCGCCACCGCAGCAACAGCAACCACCAAGUUUGUUGGGUGCUGGAAGACGACCUGGUGAUGGUCCACCGUCAUUGCUCGAUCUACCUGCUCCGAAAUUCCCUCCCGGUGCACCUGACUUUCCACGAGACUUUGGUAGGGAAGGAAGAGAUCUACGUGAUUUUCCACAGAGAGGCCCUAGCGGUCCUCUUGGCGACCGUGAUGGGCCGCGGGGUUUCGGUCCGCGCGGGUCAGGCCCAAUGGGUCCUGGAGGUCGUGGUCCAAUGGACGACUUUCCAGAGCCACCGCGUAGUCUAAUGGAUCGUAGAUUUGGCCCAAUUGACGACUUUGAGGCUGCACCGCGAAUGGGUGCAGACUUCGACAUGCGAGAUCGUGAUUUUGAAAAUCGAGGUCCACCUCGAGGUCUUGAUGAUUUCGAUCGUCGAGGUCCACCAUUUGAUUUCGAUAUGAGGCCACCACGUGGCAGUGAUGACCCUCGGUUUGAUUUACCCAGAGGAAUGCCCGACGACUUUGACAUUCGGGAUCAUCCGGAUUUUGAUCCCAGGAGGCGAGAUUUCUUCAUGGAAGCCAAAUUCGGACACCCCGGAAUGAUGGGUCCUAGAGGCUUGAGGGGACCACCUUUGAUGGGACCUGACGGUUUUUCACGUGGUGCUCGUGGACUUGCAGGCCCACCAAUGUUCCAUGGGCCUCGAGGAAUGGGUCCACGUGGCAUGCGUGGAGGAAUGAGACCGCCAUUUAAUUCGCGAGGAAGCGGCGCUGGUGGUGGGCCGCCCUUCGAUUUCGAUGGUCCACGUGACGCAGACUUUUUCAACCGACCUGGCGGUCCACCGUUUGACGAAGGUCGUCCUGGUAGAGGACCGAUACCACCAUUCGGUGGUCCAGGUGGACCUAUGCCACCACCGCUGUUGAACGAUGGACUUGCUGGUCCGUGGGGCAAUGGACCACCACCACCACAAAGGCCAGAUGGUGAUAUCAAUGCACCACCCCCUGCUGGUGGAGAUGAUAAAACGGACAAGAGAUCUGGAAGCUCCGACAGGGAAAGGCGACGAGAGAAUAGAAAAUCUAGAUGGGGUAACGUUAGCCCUUCGGCCGAACAACCCGACGAAGGACAACAGCAACAUCCAUCCCACGAAGGACCUUCGUCGUCUGAUAAUAAUGAAAGUGGAAUACCUCCUUUAGGAAGUGGUCCUCGAGGUAUAGAUGGUCCGCCAACAGAAAAUUGGGACGAACCACCACAGGAAUCUUGGAAUGAGCAGCCACGAGAAACUCGUGCAAAAUCAAUGGAACAGUCUCUUGGCGAUUUCAAGGCGCAAAAGGAAGAAGGCGCUCGCUACGAGGAAGACCGUCCUCAGCAUCAAGAGCACUUUGAGUCUCCUCAAUGUCAGGAACACUUUGAACCUCCACAUCAGCAGGAGGGACAUUUUGAGCCUCCUCAUCGACCAGAGGAGCAUUUUGAACCUCCUCCACAACAGGAACACUACGAGGAGCUGCCUCGUCAAGAACAUUACGAGGAACCACCUCCACAGGAACAUUACGAGGAACCACCUCGUCAGGAACAUUACGAGGAACCACCUCGUCAGGAGCAUUACGAGGAGCCGCCUCCUCAGGAGCAUUACGAGGAGCCGCCUCGCCAGGAACAUUACGAGGAGCGACCACCUCCACAAGAAUUCUAUGAGCCACCUCCUGUUCAGGAGCGUUACGAAGAAAGAGCUCCACCUCAGGAUGAUUUCGAUGUGGCUCCUCCCGAAGCACACGAAGUGCAACAUCAUGUACCGGAACCAGUUCAAGAGACUUCACCACAGCAGGACAGCAAACCUGCAGCAGAAGCGCCCACAGAGGAGUCGUAAUUCUAGUGUAUCAUAUACCGGAGACACUUUGUGUGUGUGUGUGUACAUAGAGAGACAUGUGUCUGUAUGAGUGAAGUGAGCCUCGGAGUGGUGAUAAGGCUUCUUCUCUUCCUAUCGUUUUCUUCUUUUUGUUAUUCCAUUAUUAUUAUUACUUUCGUCUUCUUUUCUUUGCUUUUAAUUUUGCUUUUACACGAAACUCUGAUCGCGGCGAGUGUACGGAGCCAAAAGUUAACUCUCAUGCGUAUAUGUAUAUAUAUGUUGUACAUAUAUAUCUAUUUUUACUGAUACUCGAGUCCGACGACACUGCUGUGAUAGUGAACACAGGACACGAAAAAUGGUCCGAAAGAAAAAAAACGCGUGCGUAAUUUUUUCUUUUUUUUUAAUAUAAGCGAGUGACUAGUCGAGUUGUUUCUUUUCGUUGAAUACGAGAGGAAAACUUAAUUUAUUAAUAAUGUACAUAGAUUUUUAUAUGAUUACUCUCGGGGAUUCUUGCUUAAUCAAAAAUGAGAUAAUAAAUAUUUUGUAUAUACAUUAAUUUAUCAAAUGAAACUUGUUUUCUGGCGUUCUCAUUUAUCUAAACGAUUCGAUACAUUAUCCCACGAUAUUUUCACUUUAAUUUCUUUUUCUGAAUGUUAGUUUAAUUUAAUAAUAACAGACCUUUUGGUAUACAGUGCUGUAACAAAAGUAUUUUAGUUCUUAUAUAACUUGUUUCUUUUAAUUUGGUGUAUCUAUGGUACAAACAGAAAUCUAAAUUAUUUGAUAAUUAUUGACAAAAACAAAAUUAAGAAACUCACUGUAAAAAAUAGAGAGAGAAAAAGGUGAGAUUGAGAGAGAAAUAAAAUUCGUCGUACGCAUCCUGUGUUCACGCACCGCAACGUUCUCAUAAUGUGCUCGAGGCGCAACGAUGGAGAGGACUCGCGCUUGCGCUCAAACUGAGUGACAAGUGCAAGGUACUGUUUUAUACCAUUCACAUUCAAUUACCAAUUCCUUGUUUUUUUUCUUAUUUUAUAACUUAAAAGUUACACGUGAAGGAAGACACGAUGUCUCGCACCACUCUGAAACUUAGUCACUAUUAACAUGGGCAAAGAUAAAAAAAAAUUAUAAAAUUGUUCAUUCGAUGUACCCCAUGACGGUGACCUUGUUCUUUACUUUUUUCUUCUUUUUGUAAGAGUAACGCCAAUGAUGAAAAAAUGUAAAUUUACAAAUGGACUUGAGCUACUGCGUUUUAAAAAAAUCUAAUCCAUCGUGUAGAUUCUCAUGAAUUAUAACGAGUUAUACACUAUAAAUGUACGUUGUUUUUUGAAAUGAAAGAUGAAAGAUUGUCGAAUUCGAACGUAAAGAAAAAAGGAAAAUGUCACGUAGGAAGUUGAACAAAUACGUUUGUUUCGCAAUAAAUAACGACCGCGUACUUUGUGUAUAUACCGUUAUUGAAGACAAUUUUUACGUAUAUAACAUUUAACCCAGAGAGUUUUUUUUUGCAAUGAGAUUGAUUAAUCUCAAAGUCUGUAAUGUAAUAAGUAAACAUAAAGAGCGUACCUUAUGAAUUGAUGACCUUUUAAAUAAAUUGAUUUUUGUGUUUUUUUUUUUUUUUGCGGAGCUAGUUUUCCUAUUGCAAGGAAAACCGAAUAUUUUCAAACGUGAUUUUUUAAUAAAAUUUUUAGCACUGAAUUAUCGUAGUUCGUUGAUUACUGUUAAUUAUGACAAGUAUAUAUUUUCAAGAAUUGCUUGACAUUAACUGUAAAUAAUACGAGAAAGUAUAAUUCAAUGUUGUGUGCACUUUGAAAUUUGCUUCGCUUUAGAUACAUUCUUCAUGUAAAGUCUAUAAUAUGAUUACUUAAUUAUUAUGGAAAUAUAAAUUUAAGGCAGUUAUUUCACAUUAAUGUAUAUGUUAAUAAAAAAAAAUAAUAAAUAACAGAUUGAAAAAAUUCAAUUUUUCUCGGUAAUUGAUUAAUCUUAAUUUUUUUAAAUUAAUCAUGAAAAUUAUCUUGACUGAGGACUGUUAGGAUUAAUGCAUGUACCUUAUAGUUACAUUGUUAAAUUCAAUAGGGCAUUAUUAAUCGCAGAGUGUUGCGUGGCAUCGUGUUCCUCGAUGCUAUUCAUGUCUUCAAUUUUUUAUAAACUAAAGAGUUUGAUGAUAUUGCAAUGUUCAUAAAUUGUAUAUCAAACUUUCUAGUUGAUAAAUUUUUCAAUGAUAUAUAUCGCUCAUGUAAAAUUGAUAAUAAAAUUAAGAUUAUGCAAAUUAUUUGCAUAUCAAAAUCAAAAAAAUUAAAUAGUUUAGAUUAUAAGGAAGAAUGGACAGAAGUCUUUGCCGAUUGGAAACUGUGUAAUAUAAACUAAGCACAUAUUUCACUUAUAUUAUUUUUAUUCUUUAAACUACAACUGUAUGGUUUUUUUCUACGAGAAUCGUACAAAUAUUGAACAACUUUCGCAUUACAACUGC